Messenger RNA from Odobenus rosmarus divergens (Pacific walrus), 1238 nucleotides. RefSeq names its product G patch domain and ankyrin repeats 1 (gene GPANK1). Lineage: Eukaryota; Metazoa; Chordata; Mammalia; Carnivora; Odobenidae. Gene Ontology annotation, molecular function: nucleic acid binding; protein binding. Bases 1 to 1056 code for a protein of 351 amino acids. The record is from RefSeq and is a predicted model, not a curated record. The transcript is spliced from 2 exons.
AUGUCCAGGCCCUCCCUCAUCACCUUCACCCCAGCCACCAACCCCAGCGACCUCUGGAAAGAUGGGCAGCAGCAGUCACAGCCCGAAGAGCUGGAGCCCACCUUGGAUGGGGCUGCAGCCCGGGCCUUCUAUGAGGCCCUGAUUUCAGAUGAGAGCAGUGUCCCGGAAUCCCAGAGAUCUCAGCCUGAACCUGCCAGUAAGAGAAAGAGGAAGAAGAGAAGAAUGAUGAGGGAAGCUGCUUCGGGAACCUCGGGAGGACAUGGACAAAGGAGAUCCCUUGAGGCGGAGGACAAGAUGACCCAGUGGAUACUGAGGGCAGCUCAGGAGGGUGACCUGGCAGAACUAAGAAGGCUGUUGGAUCCCCGUGAGGCAGGGGGAGCCGGGGGCAAUAUCAACGCUCGGGAUGCCUUCUGGUGGACCCCCCUGAUGUGUGCUGCUCGAGCAGGCCAGGAGGCUGCUGUGCGUUAUCUCCUGGGCCGUGGAGCUGCCUGGGUGGGCGUCUGUGAGCUGGGUGGCAAGGAUGCUGCUCAGCUGGCUGAAGAAGCAGGUUUCCCUGAGGUGGCGCGCAUGGUCAGAGAGAGCCAUGGAGAGAUGAGGAGUCCAGAGAACCGGUCUCAAUCCCCCUCCCUCCGGUACUGUGAGACCUGCAAUGCCCACUUUCAAGACUCUAACCAUUACACGUCCACUGCUCACCUGCUGUCACUGCCCCAUGAUCUCAGGUCCCCCAACCUGCCCCUUGGGGUUCCCACCUCCAGCCCAGGCUUCAGGUUGCUGCUGAGGGGAGGCUGGGAGCCUGGAAUGGGGCUGGGACCUCGGGGUGAAGGCCGCACCAACCCCAUCCCCACUGUCCUCAAGAGGGACCAGGAAGGAUUAGGCUACAGAUCAGUGCCCCAACCCCGAGUCACACACUUCCUGGCUCGAGAUACUCGGGCAGUGGCUGGGAGGGAGAGAGCCCCUCGGGUGACCACACUGAGCCGGAGGGAGGAGAGAAGGCAGGAGGAGAAGGACAGGGCCUGGGAGCGGGAUCUGAGGACAUACAUGAACCUUGAGUGCUAACCUUGGUAAAGUCUGAUCCUGGUCUAUUGCUGAAGUCUGAACUUGGACCUAGGCACUCUGGUUUUUACUUCCUGGGGUCUGUCCAGGUCCCAGACCCUCAGAUUUUAGUCAGUGGGCUCUGUCUUUGGGAGAGAGGAGCUGAGAGCUGAAAAAUAAAUCAAACUUCUUCCUCUUUUGUGUUU